Xiphophorus couchianus (Monterrey platyfish) is the source of this 1868-nucleotide messenger RNA. Its product is annotated as B2 bradykinin receptor. Gene Ontology annotation, molecular function: C-C chemokine receptor activity; bradykinin receptor activity; C-C chemokine binding. The coding region runs from base 137 to 1195 and encodes 352 amino acids. The transcript is spliced from 2 exons. NCBI's taxonomy places the organism in Eukaryota, Metazoa, Chordata, Actinopteri, Cyprinodontiformes, Poeciliidae. Gene Ontology annotation, cellular component: external side of plasma membrane; membrane. Gene Ontology annotation, biological process: smooth muscle contraction; calcium-mediated signaling; immune response. The record is from RefSeq and is a predicted model, not a curated record.
CGCAGCGCGCUGACUGAACUAUAAACUGCUUUGCCGUUUUGGCUGACAUCACACUAAUUGCAGAUUCCUCAGAGGAGCGAGUCAGCGACGGACGGCAGAGUGUUACCGGGAAGCGCAGCAUCUGGACUCAGGAGAAAUGACUCUUCCAGCUACCAGCUUUCCUGACCUCAACGCCACGGCGCUGUACGGCGACCAUGACAGCGCCAACGUUACGGGCUGUCCCGACUCGGAGGCCUGGGACUGGCUGGCCAGCGGAGCGCCGGUCUACAUCCUGACCAUCAGCAUUGUGGGAAUCUUCUUCAACCUCUUCGUCCUGAUGGUCUUCAUCCUCCACAAGAAGCCCUGCACCGUGGCCGAGAUCUACCUGAGCAACCUGGCUGCCGCUGACCUGGUUCUGGUGUCCUGUCUGCCCUUCUGGGCCGUCAACAUUUACAAUCAGUUCGACUGGCCUUUCGGACAAUUCAUGUGCAAAGUCGUCAAUGUGGGCAUCAAGAUAAACGUCUACUGCAGCAUCUAUUUCCUGGUUCUGGUUGGCAUAGACCGGUAUGUGGCGCUGGUGCACGCUUUGUCGCAUGGAAGAAUGCGCAGGCCAAAGUAUGCUAAGCUAGGCUGCCUGCUAACAUGGGGCUUCGGCUUGUUGCUCAGCAUUCCCACGUUCAUCUUCAGGGAGGUGAGACAUUUUCCUGAGUAUGGAGUUUACGCCUGCUACCUGGAAUACCCGAACCUGACCGUAGAGAUUCUCUACGACUGGAUGCUGCUGGUUCUCAGCUUCGUCAUUCCGAUUUCCAUCAUCUUGUUCUGCACUUUGAGGAUCAUCCGGGCGCUGAAGAAGCAGUCGAUAGAAAGGUUCAACGCUGAGAAGACAGAGCAGAAGGCCACCAUCUUGGUUCUGGUGGUGCUGCUGGCCUUCCUCCUCUGCUGGGUGCCGUUCCACCUCGUCACCAUCCUGAACAUCCUGGAGCGGGUCAAAGUCCUGGGAGGGUGCCAGCUGUCGUCCGCGCUGGACAUCUGCAACCAGAUCUUCACCUACUUGGGCUUCUUCAACAGCGUCCUGAACCCAGUGCUGUACGUCAUCGUCGGGAAGAACUUCAGGAAGAAAGUUCGGGAACUUGUGAACCAGUGGACCAUCAAGAGAACGAUGACGUCUGAGUCCACUCGCUCUAAUUUAUCCUCCACACUCAAGACGUUAGUUUGAAACAUCCAGCAAACGACGAACCGCUCAGCAGAGAUGUAAAUAUGUGUUCAUAUGAUAAUAAACUGUAUAUGGUUUCAAUGUUACUUGCAGGAAAUUGUUGCAUUUCAAAGCAAAAUCUUUUGUUUUACUAUUAUAAACUAUAAAGUAUAAGCUUUUACUGUUGAGUAAUUUUUAAUUGAAAAUGUGUUCAUGUGCUAAAAAUAUGGAAGUAACUUAGAUGAAGUGAACUGUUUCUGUGAAAUAAUGUCUGUAAAAAAACUUUCCAUUCUCAGUUUUAGAGAUUAGUAAGUGAAAACUUAUAAAGUUGCUUUUCUCAUUGACAAAGCCUUAAAUGAAAUAUGCAUUACAACCAAAAGCAAACAGAAAAUCCAUAGAGGCUUUAAAUGGCUGAUGUAAGUACGGGAACUGGCCGAGUGUUUUUCUGCUGCCUCUGACUCACCCUCUGCAAUUACAGCAGAUUUUCCAACUUUGACACACAAGUUUGUGGUCGGUGCACAUCGACCGUCUCGUUUUACAUUUCUAUCCACACAGCGUCUGACGGCGCAGCGUCAACUCACUGUGGGCUGUGGGCGAGGGCCCGAAUAAAGGAGACUGGCAAACAGGAAGACCGGCCUGACCACAUGCACUAGGGAAGAAAAUAGUUGUGAAAAUAAAAAGUGAUGCAAGGAAAGAA